Molecule: messenger RNA, 4381 nt
Organism: Sciurus carolinensis (gray squirrel)
Lineage: Eukaryota; Metazoa; Chordata; Mammalia; Rodentia; Sciuridae
Gene: Map7d1
Product: MAP7 domain containing 1
Exons: 17
Coding region: 301-2829 (842 amino acids)
Biological process (GO): microtubule cytoskeleton organization
Cellular component (GO): microtubule cytoskeleton
Source: RefSeq, a predicted model, not a curated record
GGUACGCUCCAGCAGAAGAGGCCAGGCCCAGCCCGGGCGGUACAAUAGGGUUGGGCCGCGGCCGGGACUGGGCCGGCGCCGGGCAGGGAGCAGUAUUUCGGCCGGAACCCACAGACACUGGGCGGCCCGCGACCCCGAGCUUCGCAGGCCACCAUCCUCGACUUCCCUGGAGCGUCGGCGCUUCCAAGUCGUUGCCCGCCAGGCGGGCCCGGCGUGAUGCGCCGCGGGACCCCUGUCCUGGCUUUGGGCCGCCGCCGUCGCCGCCGCUGAGACCCCAAGAACCCCAGUGACGCCGCAGCCAUGGAGAGCGGCCCGCAUGCGGAGCCGGGUCCCGGCGCACCCCCAGCUGUGGUAGCCAGAAUCCCCCCAGAGCCAAGACCUUCCCCAGAAGGUGACCCUUCACCCCCACCGCCACCACCACCAAUGUCAGCCCUAGUCCCGGACACCCCCCCGGACACCCCUCCUGCCAUGAAGAAUGCCACUAACCCUAAACAGCUCCCAGUGGAACCAGAGAGUCCUCCAGGGCAGGUGGUGCCUAGGCCAGCCCCCCUGCAGGAAGAAUCCCCUUCCUCGGAAGCAAAAAGCCGGGGACCCACCCCACCAGCCACAGGCCCACGGGAUGCCAGGCCUUCUCGAAGGAGCAGCCAGCCGUCCCCAACUGCAGUGGCAGCCUCUGACAGCCCUCCCACCAAGCAAGAUGUAAAGAAGUCGGGAGAGAGACACAAGCUGGCAAAGGAACGGCGAGAAGAGCGGGCCAAGUAUCUGGCGGCCAAGAAGGCAGUGUGGCUGGAGAAGGAGGAGAAGGCCAAGGCGCUGCGGGAGAAGCAGCUCCAGGAGCGCCGGCGGCGGCUGGAGGAGCAGCGACUUAAAGCUGAGCAACGCAGAGCUGCCCUGGAGGAGCGACAGCGGCAGAAGCUGGAGAAGAACAAGGAGCGCUAUGAAGCAGCCAUCCAGCGGUCAGUGAAGAAGACGUGGGCUGAAAUCCGGCAGCAGCGCUGGUCCUGGGCAGGGGCCCUGCACCACAGCUCCCCAGGACGUAAGACCAGUGGGAGCAGGUGCUCCGUGUCGGCAGUAAACCUGCCCAAACACGUGGACUCUAUAAUCAACAAGCGGCUCUCAAAGUCCUCUGCCACGCUCUGGAACUCCCCCAGUAGAAAUCGCAGCCUGCAGCUCAGCGCAUGGGAGAGCAGCAUUGUGGAUCGUCUGAUGACGCCCACCCUCUCUUUCCUGGCUCGGAGUCGCAGUGCGGUCACAUUGCCCCGCAACGGCCGCGACCAGGGUAGGGGCAGCGGCUCUGGGAGACGCCCCAGGAGGGGCCGGGCAGGGGCCGACCUAGCGCCUGGGCCGCACCCCGACCGCACUCAUACCUCCGCAGCCGUGCCUGUGUGCCCGCGCUCGGCCUCCGCCAGCCCCCUGACACCGCCAUGCAGCGCCCCCCGGAGCGUGCACCGCUGCACCCCGGCUGGGGAGCGCGGGGAGCGGCGCAAGCCCAGCGCUGGGGGCAGCCCCGCUCCGGCUCGCCGCCGGCCAGAGGCCUCUCCGGUGCAGAAAAAAGAGAAGAAGGACAAGGAGAGGGAAAACGAGAAGGAAAAGAAUGCCCUGGCCCGGGAGCGUAGCCUCAAAAAGCGCCAGUCGCUACCUGCUACUGUGCGGCCACGUCUCUCUGCUGGCGCCACCUCAGAGCUCAGCCCCAAGUCCAAGGCCCGGCCAUCCUCUCCUUCCUGGCACAGGCCUGCCUCCCCAUGCCCCAGCCCAGGGCCAGGACACACUCUGCCUCCAAAACCACCGUCCCCCAGAGGCACCACUGCAUCACCCAAGGGUCGGGUUCGGAGGAAGGAGGAGGCAAAGGAGAGCCCCAACACAGCAGGACCCGAGGACAAGAACCAGAGCAAGAGCAGGGCCAGUGAUGAGAAGGAGCCAGCAGCCCCAGCCUCACCAGCACCCUCACCUGUGCCCUCACCCACCCCUGCCCAGCCCCAGAAGGAGCAGCCCAUAGCAGAGAUCCCUGCAGGUACUGCUGUCCUGACCUCACCCCCAACGCCCGCUCCCCCAGUGACCCCUAGCAAACCCAUGGCUGGCACCACAGACCGUGAAGAGGCCACUCGGCUCCUGGCUGAGAAAAGGCGCCAGGCCCGGGAGCAGCGUGAGCGGGAGGAACAAGAACGGAAGCUGCAGGCAGAAAGGGACAAGCGAAUGAGAGAGGAGCAGCUGGCGCGGGAGGCUGAGGCCCGGGCAGAGCAGGAGGCUGAGGCCCAGAGGCGGGAGGAGCAGGAGGCCCGAGAGAAGGCACAGGCGGAGCAGGAGGAGCAAGAGCGGCUGCAAAAGCAGAAAGAGGAGGCUGAAGCCCGGUCACGGGAAGAAGCGGAAAGGCAGCGCCUGGAGAGGGAAAAGCACUUCCAGCGAGAGGAACAGGAGCGGCAGGAGCGCAGAAAGCGUCUGGAGGAGAUAAUGAAGAGGACUCGGAAGUCAGAAGUUGCUGAAACCAAGCAGAAACAGGACAGAAAGGAGGCAAAAGCCAACAAUUCCGACCCAGAUCCUGUGAAGGUUGUGGAAGCUCGACCCUCAGGGCUGCAGAAGGAAGCUGUGCAGAAAGAGGAGCCAGCUUCCCAGGAGCCUCAGUGGAGCCUGCCAAGCAAGGAGCUGCCUGGGUCCCUGGUGAAUGGCUUGCAGCCUCUCCCAGCGCAUCAAGAGAAUGGCUUCUCCCCCAAGGGACCCUCUGGGGACAAGAGUCUGGGCCGAACACCAGAAGCACUCCUGCCCUUUGCAGAGGCAGAAGCCUUCCUCAAGAAAGCUGUGGUACAGCCUCCACAGGUCACAGAAGUCCUUUAAGGGGUUGCGCUGGAUCCAGGCUUGGCUGUGAGGCUUCCUCUGCAUCUUCUGCCACGAUGUCUGGAGGAGAAAGAGACAGAACAAAGAUGGAAGUGGCCUGGGCCCCUGGGGGUGGGUCCGCUGUGUUGUUUUUAAUCUGCACCUUAUAGGCUGAUUGUCUCUUUGGCUGGAGCCAGACCCUGCCCCUCAGUGCAUCUGUGUGCUCACACGCGCAGACACCCCACAUACACACACAUACACUCACAGCCUCUCUGGCCUCCCCGCUGUGGGGAGGGCCACCUGUAGUAUUUGCCUUGGUUUGGUGGGGUACAGUGGAUGUGAAUACUGUAAAUAGCUUGUGCUCAGAUGCCUCUGUGUGGAGGGGGCAGGUGCAGGAGGCAAACCCUCCUUCCAAUGCUCCCUGGGGAGAUCGUCCUCUCUCUAUUUAACUGUAACUGAGGGAAAACCCAGGCCUGGAAAUGGGGGGCACCUUGGGCCACAGGAUACUGGUUGCUUCAGGGGUACCCAUGCCCCCGCCCUCACCUGGAAUCAGUGUUAUUGCAUCUGAUCAAACUUCUCCAGAAAUAAAGUGAGAGUAAUUCUGCCAAACCUGUCUAUCUUUGGAGCUGGCGGUGAGGGUGGGAGCAGGUAGACUCCUGAGUUCUAAGAAAUGAAGGGGUACUUACCCCUACCUGCUGGUACCAGUCCUGGACCCCCUGCCCUAUGGUCUUUCACUCAUUUAUUCAUUCAAUAAAUAUUGUCACAUCUAUUCUGUAUCAGGCAUUGGGCUACAUAACAUUGAUGCAGCAGUAGGAAAAGAUGUGACCUCUGUCCUUGUGUGUUGCACUCUAACAGUAAGCACCAUGGGCACUUGAGGGCCACCUACUUGACAUCACCACUUCCGCAUUCCACACAAUCCUGAUUUGUUCAGACACCCAUCCUCCUCCCAGACCCCACCCUGUGCUUUAGCAGAUCCCAGCUCCAGAGAUCAGUCAAGAUUGUGGUAAGCCAAAAGUGAUGGUCCCAAGUCCCUCAUGAGCUAUUGAUUAGGCAUGAGCAUGUGGCACAAUUCCAGCCAGCAAAUGUGAAGAGAAUUCACCUGAGGACAUCUGGGAAAGACUUUCUCACUUGAAAAAAACCACAAUGUAGAAGCCAUUCCCUAUGAUGAUCUGCCCAAUGUCCCCUGGUAUUCACAUCCUUAUGUGGUACCAUAUCGGGACAGGGUGGGGCCAAGUUACCAGUAGAAUACUGCAGAAGCAAUGGUGUGUCACUCUGAGACUAAGCUAUGAAAGACACUGAAGCCUGUCGUGGUUGUCCUCGGUCUUGGGUCACUCACCCUGGGGAAGGCAGCUGCAGUCUUGAGCAGUGUUGUAGAGAAGCCCACAUAUCAAGACACCGAAGCCUUCUGCCAGCAACCAUGUGAAUAAGCUUGGAAGCAGAUCUUCCAGCCCCAGGCCAGCCUUCAGAUGACAUUCCUGGCCAAUAGCUUGGCUGUCACCUCAUGAGAGACCCUGAGCCAGAACCAGCCAGUUCUAACUCUCGAAACUGUGAGAUAAUAAAUGUUUUAAACUGA